Messenger RNA from Paralichthys olivaceus (Japanese flounder), 6367 nucleotides. RefSeq names its product fibroblast growth factor receptor 4 (gene fgfr4). The record is from RefSeq and is a predicted model, not a curated record. NCBI's taxonomy places the organism in Eukaryota, Metazoa, Chordata, Actinopteri, Pleuronectiformes, Paralichthyidae. Gene Ontology annotation, cellular component: signaling receptor complex; plasma membrane. Gene Ontology annotation, biological process: positive regulation of ERK1 and ERK2 cascade; multicellular organism development; regulation of bile acid biosynthetic process. Gene Ontology annotation, molecular function: ATP binding; fibroblast growth factor binding; fibroblast growth factor receptor activity.
GAGCAGCAGAGUGCUGUUGGAGGGCUGCUCGUGCAUGACGCGCUCACUCGCUCCCCUCUCUGCUGUUUGAAAGGAGACUGACUGAGGAGGCUGAGCUCCACAUUUCAGCACCACAGCUCAGAUCUCACCGGGACAAACUCUCCGGGAAGGGAACUCACAGGAGCGCUCUGAUGCGUAAAGACGCACGAAGAGUUUUAUCCAAGACGGUGCUGCAGUGUAAUCGAGGAGGGACUCAAAACUGAGGGCGCGUUUUACCAUCCUAUCAGGCUCUUUCUCUCUUUCUCUCACCAUCGGAUCUGUUUUUAUAAAACAUCGCCAGAGCAGAGAAAGAGCGGGUUUUCACAUGCGUAAUUCUGCUUUCUCGCUCCUUGUUCGCUCUCCAUGGAUUUAGUGCUCUGAGCGACCGCGGCUGCAGUGGACUUUGCCCCCGGGGAUCACAGCUCUUUCCGCCGGUCACCAAGAGAACCAGCUGUCGCUCAUGUUCCACGAGGGUGCUGCUGCUGUGGUUUUGAUGGAUGUAUAAGCUCACCUCCGUGUUCAACCGGAUACUAAACAGCAGAGACCCGCUCACAGACUGCUUUGAACAGGGGGAUACAUCAGGAAUACAAGAGCUCCAAAUGAGGACUUCAGUGUUGACGCGUAUCGACCGGGACAAGGAGUGAUUCCCCCUUGGUGCCAGUCAUCAACGGCGAGGACAGACCAGGAGGAAAGGAUCCAGAUUUAGAGACUUUGUGGGUUUCUGAGUUUGCCAAUGCCAGGGACUGGAGUGUGAGGCCCCAUCAAGGCUUCCAACAUAUACUUCUACCUUGUAACCGCAAGACACACACAGCACGUCCAGAAAAUGGAGAGGGUCUGCACGUUCUGCGUUCUCCUGCUCUGUGUGAUGGACAAAGUCUCGACCAGGACCAUUGACGAAAGAAGGACUAAAGUUCUGCGGAUCUCCAGGCCUCUGAUAGUGCCAGGUUAUCCAGAAAACACAACAGCGGUGGUGGGUGGUCAGGCAAAGCUGGUGUGCAAAGUCCACAGGCCGACAUCCACCAAGGUGCAGUGGUUGAAGACGGAUGUCAGUGCCCCUGGACGAAAUCAGGGAGGACCACCACAUGUCAGAGCUCUGACUGCCCUGCAGAGCAAUGCAUCCAAGGUGUACACCCUGCAUCUGUUCAACAUCACUGUGGAGGAUGCAGGAGAGUACGUCUGCAUGGCUGAGAGCAUCCAUGCAGGAGAGACAGUACAGGCCAUGCAGUCGGCGUGGCUGGACGUCCUGCCUGGCACCAUCAUUCCCCGAACGGAGGACCUCGCUGCUGCUGAAAUCCCCCAAGAUGUUCUCGAGGAGCUGAGCGAGGACACCACAGAGCAUCUUCUUUUGGAGCCGGGAAACGUGUUGAAGCUGCACUGUGACAUGAGCAGCCGGCCUGGCAUGGCAGUUAACUGGUACAAGGAGGGAGUCCGUGUUCUGUCUACACCCCGGAUCCAGAUCCGCGGCAUCAUCAUGGAGAUAACCGAUGUAACAUACGAGGAUUCAGGAGUUUAUGUUUGUGUUCUCCGUGGAACCAAAGAGCCAGUGAGAAACUUCACCAUCACUGUUACAGACUCAUUGGGGUCAGGAGACGACGACGAGGACAACGGCUUGGAGGACUCAUCAGCUGAGAUCGAAAAUGAUCAGGUUUACUUUUCCAGAGGUCCUUAUUGGACCCACACCCAGCGUAUGGAGAAGAAGCUGUACGCCGUUCCCGCAGGCAACACAGUGAAGUUCCGUUGCCCAGCCAUGGGAAGUCCCAUGCCAAACAUUCGCUGGCUAAAAAAUGGACGUGAAUUCAGAGGAGAGCAUCGCAUUGGGGGCAUUAAGCUGAGACACCAGCACUGGAGCCUGGUGAUGGAGAGCGUUGUUCCUUCAGACAGAGGAAACUACACCUGUGUGGUGGAGAACAAAUACGGCUCCAUCUCUCACAGCUACGUCCUUGAUGUCCUGGAGCGCUCCCCCCACAGGCCCAUCCUGCAGGCUGGUCUCCCAGCCAACACUACGGUAGUGGUGGGCAGUGACGUCCAGUUCCACUGCAAGGUCUACAGUGACGCCCAACCUCAUAUCCAGUGGCUCAAACACAUUGAAAGAAAUGGCAGCCGCUAUGGUGUGGACGGGACCCCUUAUGUUCAAGUUCUCAAGACUGGCAGUCUGAACAUGUCAGAAGUGGAGGUCCUCUACCUGUCCAAAGUUACCAUGGAGGAUGCAGGAGAGUACACCUGUCUGGCUGGAAAUUCAAUUGGUUUCGCCCAUCAGUCUGCUUGGCUGACCGUCCUCUCAGAGGAGGAAGCAGCUGAUGCCUUGGACAUCAUUGAGACCAAGUACACAGACAUCAUCAUCUACGCCUGUGGUUUCCUGGCUCUGAUCAUGGCCAUCGUCAUUGUGGUGUUGUGUCGAAUGCAGGUCCACCCCAGAAGGGAGCCUUUUGAUGCUCUUCCUGUCCAGAAGCUCUCCAAGUUCCCUCUUCGCAGACAGUAUUCUGUUGAGUCCAACUCGUCAGGGAAGUCCAGUGCGUCUCUGAUGAGAGUGGCUCGCCUUUCGUCUAGCUGCUCUCCCAUGUUGGCUGGAGUAAUGGAGUUUGAGUUGCCUUACGACCCAGACUGGGAAUUCCCCAGAGAGAAUUUAACGUUGGGCAAACCUCUAGGAGAAGGCUGCUUUGGUCAGGUGGUCAGAGCUGAGGCGUAUGGUAUCAACAAGGACUGCACAGACCAGGCCACCACUGUGGCAGUUAAGAUGCUCAAAGAUGAUGCUACAGACAAAGAUCUGGCAGAUCUCAUCUCGGAGAUGGAGCUGAUGAAGGUGAUGGACAAACACAAGAACAUCAUCAACCUGUUGGGAGUCUGUACACAGGAUGGCCCUCUGUACGUGCUGGUGGAGUAUGCCUCCAAAGGUAGUCUGAGGGAGUACCUGCGGGCCCGGCGACCUCCAGGCAUGGACUACACCUUUGAUGUGACCAAAGUGCCUGAGGAGCAGCUCACCUUCAAAGACCUUCUGUCGUGUGCCUACCAGGUGGCCAGAGGGAUGGAGUACCUGGCCUCUAAAAGGUGCAUCCACAGAGAUCUGGCAGCCAGAAACGUUCUGGUGACAGAGGACAACGUGAUGAAGAUUGCUGACUUUGGCCUGGCCAGAGGAGUCCACCAGAUCGACUACUACAAGAAAACCACCAAUGGACGGCUGCCGGUGAAGUGGAUGGCACCAGAGGCCUUGUUUGACAGAGUCUACACACACCAGAGCGACGUGUGGUCGUUUGGUGUCCUGAUGUGGGAGAUCUUCACGUUGGGUGGCUCGCCGUACCCCGGCAUCCCUGUCGAGGAGCUCUUCAAGCUGCUGAAAGAAGGACAUCGAAUGGACAAACCCUCCAACUGCACACACGAACUCUACAUGAUGAUGCGUGAGUGCUGGCAUGCUGUUCCCACCCAGAGGCCGACCUUCAAACAGCUGGUGGAGGAGCUGGACAAAGUGCUGCUGUCCAUCUCUGAUGAGUACUUGGACCUGUCGACACCCUUCGAGCAGUACUCGCCAUCAUGUGAGGACACAUCUAGCUCCUGCUCCUCUGACAACGACUCAGUUUUUACCCAUGAUGCCUUGUCCACUGACCCCUGUCUCCUGGGCUACCAGGAUGUGCGUUCCCGGAUAGAUAUGAAGACAGCACUCCGAUAGGCAACAGCACAUAAACACACAUGAACAGAACACUACAGACGGGAACACGACUUUGGGCUUUCAAGUGAAGCAACACAUCAUCUGGCUGCCACACUGGAGGUCCACUACAUCAUUUCUAAAGUUAAGGCCAAGCUUUUAUUCUCAUUAGGUUUUACAUUGGACCUCCAGUAUGGCCCCAGACAAAGCCCUUAGAUGUAGGUGGGCAUCUGUUACACACAAAUACACACGCAGACACACACACACAGGUACACACGGGUGCACAUGGAGCACUGAGGCCAGUGGGCUUCAUUACUUAGUGGAGUUUAGUAGGAAAACCUUUCAUCAUGGGCAGAAGAAUGAGCAGAAGACAAACAAAAUAUGGUACUUUGGACUAUCAGCUCUGGCACUGUGCCCAAGAACAGCUGUAAGGUUGGAAAACUGCGGCACUAAACACAACCGAAGAGACCCUGGUACUCAAAAAGGCUUGAAAUGCUCUCUAUGAUCAAGUCUCCUUUAGAGAGGCAAAGGACAAUGAUCUCCUCACACAAACUCAACCAGAAACCAGGGCUUGAAACCCCGGUGAUAAAGACAUUUUAACGAAAAAAAAAGAUUUAUUUUGCUAUGAUAAAAAAGAAGAAACGGAUUGUUAAAUAUAAAUCUCUCUAUAUAAGAUUAUUUUACUUUUGUGUUGCUUAUUUAAAAAGAAAAACGGUCUUAAAUCUCAGGAUCUCUCAUGCUAAGAAGUUGCUGUUGCAUCAGCAAAGUGCCUGAAGUUAUAAUUUUCCUGUGAAGAUAUUAGAAUAUUAAAAUAUUGUAUGUACAUAUCAACAGCAGAAAGACGAUUGCCUUUUAUAAAUUAUUCUGAAUGACACAGAAAUGAAGGUUAGUGGAGGCAAAAAGGAGAGAGGUAGUGUUUCCAGUGCCAAACCUGUCACCUCUGUCACUGUCUAUGUUCAGGUUUCAUUCCAAAAUGACACCACAAUUUCUCAACUCAAACAUUUUGAUUAUUAAUUCAAUUUUUGCAGAAAUGAAAUGCAAAUGAAAAUAAGAAAUCUAAAUACAACAUUGGGGUCACUCCCAAAUCAUGACAGUAGAUGUUGAAAUUCAUUUUACAUUGUCUUAAAACAGCCCUACAUGUUAAGUCAACAAAAUUACCAAAUUUUUCCAUUGACAUCCUCAAAUGUUUGUGGCUUAAAGUUUUUGGAAUGAAACCCCCCAUUUAUGAUUUUGUACUAAAAUGCUGCGGCCUCCAGCCCAAGAAAACAAUUUGCGGGUAAAUAUCAGAACCAGCCCAGUUAUUGUUGCUGUUGUCAGAUGAAAACCACAACAUUUUAAAACUAUUUGGACAUGAAGUAAAAAAGAUUUCUCUCAUGAGUGUUUGAAAUGAGGUUGGAUCAGGUCUCCAAACCCCUAAAGGUCACGAGACAGACACGUUUUUCAAGUAAAGACGACCACGUGAACUGGUCUUGCGGUCUUCCUCUAACAGCUUUCCUCAGUCUGUGCCUACAUCGCUGCAUUGUCAGAGACAGUAGUGUGUCCGUGGUGGGACUCGUCCUGAAUGGAGGACUGACGAUUCGGCUGUGUGAGGACUCUGUGGGGAGCUGGGCCGGGCUCACUGUCACUGCUGAACAAGGAGAGGAGAUCAGGGAGGGGGGGGCACUGAAUGUGAAAGCCAGUGUGAUUGAUUUCAAAUAGAGGAGAAGGGGGAGGGAGCCUCCUUUGUCUGGCUGUAACCCCUCACCCAACCCAAUCUGUUGGUGAGGGGUCCUCAGGUCCGCAGCCUGGCCGGACAAUGAAGGCUUUGCAGGCUUAAUGGGUGCGACUACGGACCAGAGGGAGUUUUUGGGGGGCGGUGGCGGUGUGGGGAUGGCUUGGGCUUGUUUGCAAAUGAAGAGGCUCUUAUUAUGGUAAUGUCUCCUCCUCUCUCCCAAAACGCCCCUAUCUUUAUCCAAGGCCACCAUCUUUUAAAUUACAAAUCUUAACUCACGUUUGCUGCUCCACCACUGCUGCCAGGACCAGCUGCAACAAUUUCCCCUGUGGUGUAAAAUGCCAACUGAGUCCCAGUCCGCCUCCUGGACCUGGUGCAACAAUUCAGACACAAUAACCAUUGACAAAAUUGACAUUGUGCAAUAUCUGUGUCCAGAUCUGUGGAAAACACAAAGAAGCACAUUCACUAAUUGUAACGCCUCAUUUGAAUUAAUUGAUUUCAGUCUGAAAUUUGGUUGCUUUCAAUGCUGGUGAAAACAAAACCUCCUUCAGCCUCCCGACAGAAAUUUAAUUUGGCUAAUCUCGCCAUCACAACUUGCACCAUUACUCUCUCCUCCUUUUUUCCUAUCAGAUGGUGGAAAGUUUCAGGUUUUCAUUCCAAGAUGCUUUACAUUCAUCAUUUAGUAAUCUUACCAUGUGCAAACCCAGUCAAGCAUUUUGUUUAAGAAGGAUUAACAUACUCUGCUCAUUUUGUUUGCAUUUUAUGCUGCCAGUCACCUCGUGACAGCUGGUGUUGCUGAUGGAGAUCUCAUUUUGGAAUGAAGCUCUUUUACAUUUACACAAAGUGUCCCGACACGUGCAUCUCUACAUUCCAGUUAUCCCAGAUACAAAAUUGUAAACAAUCACAAUGUUCUUAAACAUUUCCUCAAGAGAAUUAUUUUAGAAAUAUCUAAUUUAUUUGUUUAUUGUUGUGUUUUUAUAUGAAAUAAAGUAUAAUUUAAA